Molecule: messenger RNA, 1516 nt
Organism: Anopheles stephensi (Asian malaria mosquito)
Lineage: Eukaryota; Metazoa; Arthropoda; Insecta; Diptera; Culicidae
Gene: Yod1
Product: ubiquitin thioesterase OTU1
Exons: 3
Coding region: 207-1154 (315 amino acids)
Biological process (GO): endoplasmic reticulum unfolded protein response; protein deubiquitination
Cellular component (GO): nucleus; cytosol
Molecular function (GO): cysteine-type deubiquitinase activity
Source: RefSeq, a predicted model, not a curated record
UAUUUUUAAUUUAUUUUGGGAAAACAAGCAACAAAAGAGAGAGAAAAAAAACCCACCUUUUGAGGAGCCUUUGGAAAAUCGAAAAUUUAUCACAGAGCCAAAUUACAUGACUCAGCUUGUGUAGCUUGUCGCAAACUAACUCGUCUUUCGGCAUUCAAAAUUAGCGUCGGGGUGUAGCGGAACACAAGUGGCUUAGGUGUGCUGGGAUGGGGUUUUCACUGAAGCUCAAAACCAAAUCGGGCCAGCAGCAUAUUGUGAGCAAGCUGGCAGAGACAACGACCGUCGGUGACCUUAAGACGCGUAUCACCGAGCUUACCAACAUUCCGGGCGACGCACUGCACGUCGUGCUUGGCUUUCCCCCGUUCAAACCGGUCGACUUUUCCAACGAAGCCAGCCAGGUGCUGGCGUCGGGCAUAAGCAAUGGGGAUACGCUAAUCGUGGAGGAAAAGUCGCUGACGGAGGAAGAGCGCAAGCAGCUGGAAGCGACAAAGCGGUUGGAGCAGGACGAGAAGCUAGCAAAGGAGCUGGCCGCCCAGGGCACGGAAAGCAGCGGUAUCCUGCUGAAGAAGGUGGUCCCGUCGGACAAUUCGUGCCUUUUCACGAGCAUAGGGUACGUUAUCACGGGAAAGGUUGACCCGGAAAGCAGUCAGUACAUGAGGCAAAUCAUUGCGAGUACGGUGAAUGGAGACAAGCAUGAGUACAACGAAGGCAUCCUAGGGCGUCCCAACGAUGAGUACUGUGCCUGGAUACUGCAGCCCGAAUCGUGGGGCGGCGCAAUCGAAGUGUCCAUCCUGACCGCGUACUACGGUCUGGAGUUUGACGUGGUCGACAUCACGAACGCCAUCAUCAAUCGGUUCGGUGAAGACAAAAACUACGGCAUGCGUGCAUUCCUUCUGUUCGAUGGCAUUCACUACGAUCCUCUGUACCUGGAGUCAACGAAUGGAGAACCACCAAAGACGAUUUUCCCGAUCGAAGACCAAUCAGUGUACCUGCAAGCGGAGCAACUAGCCAAGGAAGCGAAAUCCGCACGCCAGUACACCGAUGUGAACAAGUUCACCCUCAAGUGCAUAGACUGCGACUGCUUCCUGAAGGGCCAAAUCGAGGCGCAACAGCACGCACAAAAGACGGGCCACCUUAACUUUGGCGAGGUUUAGCCACGGCGGGGAUCAACGGAUUUUGUUUCUUUGAUCCGUGCAACGGUAUCGCGUGCUGCUUUUGUGCAUCGUAGUAAACUCCCCAAACCUUCCUCCUUCCGACCAUCCAUCGUGUACACGUUUGUUUCGAAAUGGUAGAAUUGGGUUUGUCCCAUUUUUCUAGGCCUGUCGUUGCGGCACGCGACACGAUGCCUUCGUGGAUCCGCCGUAACGCCGCAGCACAUAACCCGCUCAGGUUUGGCAAAUGCUCAUCUUCUCUUUUAGCCUUGUUUGUUCGUUAGGUUUUGUUUUGUUUUGUAUUUAUGUUAACAAACGAUGAAUAAACAUCACGCAUCAGUUCGCAAACGUUUUUCUCACACACA